Racocetra persica is the source of this 237-nucleotide messenger RNA. NCBI's taxonomy places the organism in Eukaryota, Fungi, Glomeromycota, Glomeromycetes, Diversisporales, Gigasporaceae. The record is from the annotation of a GenBank genome assembly.
AAGAAAAGGAAAUAUUAACUACCGUUAUUGAGAGAAUGGAAAAAGAUCUUGAAUCGAUCAUUGUGACAAUUGGACGGCUCAUGGGGUAUUGGGAGACUCGAUCAGCAAUCAUUUCCGACCUUUUAGAUAAAGUGAAUGUUGCAAGUGAUAAUGAAUUGGAAUUAGAUGAACUUCAUGCCAAAGAUUAUUGCGUUACGAUUCGAGGUUUAUUGGCAGAAGAUCAGGCAAAGUUUAACU